Laccaria bicolor S238N-H82 is the source of this 1803-nucleotide messenger RNA. RefSeq lists its product as uncharacterized. Bases 1 to 1803 code for a protein of 600 amino acids. The transcript is spliced from 11 exons. Gene Ontology annotation, cellular component: nucleus. Gene Ontology annotation, molecular function: RNA binding; poly(A) RNA polymerase activity. The record is from RefSeq and is a predicted model, not a curated record. Lineage: Eukaryota; Fungi; Basidiomycota; Agaricomycetes; Agaricales; Hydnangiaceae.
AUGACUGCUGAGAAGGAGUCUGUUGCGUUUCCUAUCCAAGAAUCAGUCAUCGAGGCUUACCCUUUUCCUAGCUAUUUGGGCGUUACGCCGCCAAUUUCAACCAUGGAAUCAAAUGAGCGCGAGAAGGAGGUUACUAUGACUCUCAUGGAAGAGCUGAGGAGACAAAAUACAUUCGAGACGGAGGAGGAGGCAAGGACGAGAGAAAUUGUGCUCGGGCGUGUUGCUGCCCUUGUGAAAAAAUUUGUUCGCCAAGUGUCCAUUGCCAAGGGGUUAUCAGAACAAGCCGCCAAUCUAGCGGGGGGGAAGAUCUUCACUUUCGGAUCAUAUCGAUUGGGCGUGCAUGGGCCUGGGUCUGACAUCGAUACCCUCUGUGUGGUACCAAAGCAUGUUUCUCGGGAAGAUUUCUUCGAAGUUUUUGAGCCCAUGCUGAAGGACCUCGAAGGUGUUACAGAAGUGUCGGGAGUACCUGAGGCAUAUGUUCCCAUCGUUAAGACAAAGAUAUCUGGCAUACCUUUGGACUUCCUUAUGGCUCGCCUAGCUUUGUCUUCCAUACCUGAUGACCUUUCUCUACAAGACGACAACCUUUUACGAAAUCUAGAUGAGCGUUGUGUCAGAAGUCUAGGAGCGACAGGAUCGAGAGUAAUUGAUGAAAUUUUACGCCUCGUACCCAAUGUCCAAGUUUUCCGGGAUGCCUUACGAUGCAUCAAGUUGUGGGCACAACGGCGGGCUAUUUAUUCUAACGUCAAUGGCUUUUUGGGCGGUGUUGCUUGGGCCCUCCUUGUUGCUCGCAUAUGUCAGCUCUACCCUAAUGCCAUCGCCGGAGCGAUCGUUAGCCGAUUCUUUAUAAUUAUGUAUCAAUGGUCAUGGCCACAGCCCGUUUUAUUAAAGCAAAUAGAAGAUGGCCCCUUACAAGUUCGAGUAUGGAAUCCCAAGCUGUAUCCCGCUGACCGAUCACAUCGAAUGCCUAUCAUCACACCUGCUUAUCCUGCGAUGUGCUCAACUCACAAUGUCACUGCUUCAACUCAAAUAAUCAUGACAGAAGAGUUCAAGAGAGGUGCCGAUAUCGUCGACAAGGUAAUCGUCGGAAGCGCGACCUGGUCGGAACUAUUUGCGAAGCACGACUUUUUUCACAAGUAUCGAUACUACCUCCAAGUCAUCGCUUCAACAGGGAAUGCUGACCUCCAAAUAAAAUGGUCGGGUACAGUAGAAUCUCGAAUUCGACAGCUCGUUAUGAAACUUGAGUAUGUCGACUCGCUGAUACUUGCCCACCCUUUCAUCAGGGGCUUUGAACAAGUCUCCUACUGUCUGUCAGAGGACGAGGUGCGUGCGGUGGCUGAGGGAGAAAUAUCCGACUCGGUUGCUGGCCGGAAGAAAGAAGACAUCGAAGGUAAAGAAGGUGCUGGUCCUGUCUAUUCGACGACGUUUUAUAUCGGCCUUGCAAUUGAGCCGAAGCCCACUGGUGCUACUGGUCCUCGACGGCUCGAUAUAUCUUAUCCCACGACAGACUUUACAAAACUUGUUAAAAUGUGGGAGAAAUACGAUGAAGCAACCAUGGGCAUUGUUGUCCGACAUAUCAAGAGCUCGGGGUUGCCGGACAAUGUCUUCGAGCCUGGCGAGCGUCCUCCCAAGCUUGUACAAAAGCGCGUCAAGGUGGGCACAUUGAUAGGUAGUAACUGGUUUGGACAGGCUAUUGAAUUUCGUGAUCGCAAGGGUUCGAGCAAAUCCAGUAAUACGUCCCCCGACAUGCCGAAUAAGCGACAACGGUUGGUCAAUGCGGCUGUAUCAAAUCUCACAACUCGUUGA